Messenger RNA from Vigna angularis (adzuki bean), 1117 nucleotides. RefSeq lists its product as uncharacterized. The transcript has 2 exons. The record is from RefSeq and is a predicted model, not a curated record. Bases 215 to 904 code for a protein of 229 amino acids. Lineage: Eukaryota; Viridiplantae; Streptophyta; Magnoliopsida; Fabales; Fabaceae.
UCCACUGAAUAAAUCAUAGGAGCAGGAGAUGAAAAGAAAGACAAAAGGGUACCCUACACUGAAGGCUUUCUUAUCCCCCUGAAAACGCAUUUUUCAAGUUUCCUCCGAUGCUGUUCCUGCAAACAUGAUGAACAAGAACCAAUAUGUUUUCCUCUUUCCUUCCAUAACUCUCUGCAAUGCUGACUGAACAGUCAAAUCACACAAACUCCAACCCAUGGACUCUCUCUUUUCUCUAACACCCACACGCCCACCAUUCCAUUGCACUCGUCCCUUCACCUCCCUCACUCUUUUCGCGCCCCCUCCACACACAAAACUUCCUCAAACUGUAAAAAAGGUGCGUGCUUUGCAGCCCCGUAACAGCGGCCACGGUUGCUUGCAGAACGGAGGGUUGGGCGUGGCUCUGCUCAGCAGCGUCACCGCCAACGCCAAGCUUCGGAUUAGUCCCUUCGUCGCCACGUUGGCGGCAAACCCCACCUUUGUUUCGGGGCUGCUAGCGUGGCUCAUAGCGCAGUCCGUUAAGGUGUUGCUCAAUUUCUUCUUCGACAGGAAAUGGGAUUUCAGGCUCCUCUUUGCGUCCGGGGGAAUGCCCUCUUCGCACUCCGCCCUCUGCACCGCCCUCACCACCUCCGUCGCUAUCUGCCACGGCGUCGCUGAUUCCCUCUUUCCGGUGUGUUUGGGGUUCAGUCUUAUUGUCAUGUAUGAUGCUAUUGGCGUUAGGAGACAUGCUGGCAUGCAAGCUCAGGUGCUUAAUUUGAUAGUAGCUGACCUGUUUCAAGGGCAUCCAAUGAGUGAAAGGAAGCUCAAGGAACUUCUUGGUCACACUCCAUCUCAAGUCUUUGCUGGUGCUCUGCUUGGCUUUUUAGUGGCUUGUUUCUGCUGUCAAGCUUGUGUAGUGGGAGCUUAGGUGAUUUCAUUGCCAAUUUUGGUCAAACUCUAUUGAUAUCAUUGUUUGCCCUGAUAUUACCUUCUGCUAUAUGACAUGGCCUUCUUAAUCACUUCACUGUAUCUAAAGACAAAAAAUAAACUUCAGUAGAUGUAAAUGAGAUUUUUUUUUUCCUUCAGUUUCUUACACUUGAAGGCUCACCAUUGAAUUCCCUAAUGGAAUAAAAUCCUUGAG